This is a messenger RNA of Saimiri boliviensis boliviensis (Bolivian squirrel monkey), 1823 nucleotides long. It is a transcript of the gene APELA, whose product is annotated as apelin receptor early endogenous ligand. Gene Ontology annotation, molecular function: apelin receptor binding. Lineage: Eukaryota; Metazoa; Chordata; Mammalia; Primates; Cebidae. Gene Ontology annotation, biological process: heart development; apelin receptor signaling pathway. The record is from RefSeq and is a predicted model, not a curated record.
UCAGUCUCUUUUUGGAGCUUUCAGAGUAUACUUCCACUGAAAUUACAGCAUGCUUGAAUGGUUUAUUUCACCAAUAUUUGCUUAUGGAAAUAAAGGGGAGUGCCAGAGGAGAAAGGAGAGGAGGAGUGGAGGAGGGGUUUGAGGUUGAGGGAGGCUCUAACCACAGCACAGAGCAAGGCAACCUUGUCUGAUGUGAUCAUUAACCUUCCUGGAAAACGCAGCUGGCAGUUCUCUGAGCUUUGUCAUUAGAAUGUGAAGACAGCCACAAAGAUAUUGCACAGACUAUUUACAGAUCGGUUUGGUUUACACUGAGAGCCAUUGCUCCACUUUUGUGCGGUAGGAAAAUGAGAUUUCAGAAAUUCCUUUUUGCAUUUUUUAUUUUUCUUAUGAGUCUUCUCCUUAUCAGCGGACAGAGACCAGUCAAUUUGGCCAUGAGAAGAAAAUUGCGCAAACACAAUUGCCUUCAGAGGAGAUGCAUGCCUCUCCAUUCACGAGUACCCUUCCCCUGAGAUCUCUCUAGCUAACUUUACCGGAUCUAUCAGAAGAAGAAGAGGAGUGAAGCAAAGAUACCCAACCACCCAAAAGCACUUCAUGAUGGCAACAGUGUGAUUGCUUAGAAGUUCCUAUAUAAACAGGGAGCAUUUGAAGGCAUCUGGGAUGGUUUAUUAGUUUCACAGAAUUUUAUUCUUCUUGGUUUCUCUUGAGAGGGAAAAUAACAAAAAUUCAAAGGGAUUCCAAUCUGAAGCCCAAAUUAUUGGCCUACCUACCAAAAACAUCUCAUCUUUUCCUGCACAUUAUUAUUCUCUUAUGGAUUAAAAGGCAAAAACCUUUUAGUGUCUUAGAAUUCUUUCAUGAUAAAAAGUGCAAGAAUUUAAAAUGUUCCUUUUAUACUCCUAUAAUUCUCCCAAAGUAUUAACUUUGUAUAUGUUUCAGUAAUUUUCUAAAAACUGCUCAAUCUGAAAAUGAUUUCAUUGACCAUUUGGCUUUGUACAAUAAGGAGAAAAUGAUUGAUUCAUUGAUUACAUAUAGAGAAAGACUAAGAAAAGCCAUUAAUUGCUACCAAUUUUAUGAUAGGCUUUAAUGUUUAUGAAAAUAUGCUUCUUUGAUUUAAUGAGUAAUGUUGUUCAUUUGUAGUUAAAAGAAAGCAUGAAAUCCUACUUGUAGUUCAUUUUAUGUUAAAAUAAAACCAUUUUUUGUUUUCGUUUUUGUCUGAGACAGAGUUUCACUCUGUUUUUUGCCCAGACUGGAGUGAAGUGGCACUCUCUUGGCCCACCGUAACCUGCACCUCCCGGGUUCAAGAGAUUCUCAUGUAUCAACCUCCCAAAUACAGGCUGAGAUUGCAAGUGUGCACCACCACAUCCAGCUAAUUUUUGUAUUUUUUGUAGAGAUGGGGUUUCACCCUCUUGCCCAGGCUGGUCUUGAACUCAUAUCGGAACCAUUCAUUUUUGAACCUUUCUCAUCAUGUAAUUAUAAGGAGCCAAUGUUUGAUUUUUCUUUUAAGUUUUGCUGUAUCUUUUAUUAUUUUGUAUAGAUAAUUCCUUAAAAAGGCUUACUUAAAGUUGACAUCUAAAAUACAGUUAUGCCAAUGAUGUCCAAUUCAGGGUGAUAUCUGUAUCUAAAAGAUGCGAGCUCAUCAUCCUAACAGGUUUUGUCUUGAUGCUGUUCAUCCUGAGAUGCUGAGUUGUGGAAAUACAACAUCAGAAGGAAUUAGGGAUGUAAUUACUCAAAAAGGAAACUAUCCUGUCUAAAUUUGAAUUUUGUUGAUAACUAGGUGUUCCCAGAUGUAAAGCAAGCUCUUAAUCUGUAUUUAUUGAAGGAUUUUU